AGUCAGGCAUCCUUCCUUUUGGUCCCAGGCUGCACGUAGCUGCGGCGGUCUGACAACAUAACGUCUCCAGAAGUCAACUGUUGCUGGAUUAUUGGUUGUGAUUUUUAUUUUGGAGGGCACUAACCACCCGACAAUAUGCCCAUGUACCAGGUAAAGCCCGUCUUUGGGGUUGACGUAAAGAUUAAUUUGCCAACCUGCAUGUACAAGUUACAGAAUAUCCACGGGCAGGGAAGUGCAAGUGGCUGCUCCGAACAUGCGCUUCAGAACGGAGGGACAGAGGUGGACCCUGCGUUCAGAGACCUGGAGGCACGUCAGGAUGAGAUAAUGCGCAGACUCUAUGAGCUGAAGGCAGCCGUAGACGGCCUAGCCAAGACCGUGACCACACCGGACGCUGACCUGGACCAGACAGUGACCUCUCUCUCCCAGAGCCCCACAGCCUUCAGAGGCACUGCAGACCUGGACUCCCUACUGGGCAAGGACCUGGGUGCCCUCCGGGACAUUGUGAUCAACGCCAAUCCGGCACGACCGCCCCUCACCCUGCUGGUGCUCCAUGCAAUGCUAUGCCAUCGCUACCGGGUGCUCUCCAGCGUGCAUGUCCACUCGUCAUUGUCUGGUGUGCCCGCGCAGCUCCUCUCCUGCCUGGGGCCGCGCCACACAGACAGCUACGUCCGCCAGAGUUUCCAGCUGGGCUUCACCCUUAUAUGGAAAGAUGUCCCCAAGCUGCAGAUGAAGUUCAGCAUCCAGAACAUGUGCCCCAUCGAGGGCGAGGCCAACGUGGCACGCUUCCUGUUCCGCCUCAUUGCCCCUUACCCCAGCGACCCCACCCUGGCUACACUGGUGGACAGUUGGGUGGACACGGCUUUCUUCCAGCUGGCCGAGGGCAGCGCUAAGGAGCGGUCUGCCGUACUCAGCGCCCUCAACAGCGCUUUGGGUCGCGACCCCUGGCUGGCCGGUCCCGAGUUCUCGCUGGCUGACAUCGCCUGUUACUGCUGCGUCCUCCAUACAGGCCCCGCCUCCUCCUCUCCGGCCAACGUCCAGCGCUGGCUUAAAGCGUGUGAGAACCUGGGCCACUUUGGCCCGGCCCACCCUCUACUGCAGUGACCACAGCUGCCUAGCAGAUCUGAGGGCGCUUCCAGGGAGUAGGUAGAAGAUACCCCCUAACCACUGAUCCAGAGUCAGAUAUUGCCCCAGUCCCCUUGUUGGGAAUAGGAGUUUGGUGGUGAAGUAGUCGGAUCCUAGAUCUGUGUGUACGGGUGACUUCUACCUGGAGCGCCACCAGGGCCCAGCCUAUGGGGUUUAAAUAUAUCUCUGCACUGUGCUCAGAACGAAAAGAGAAAAAUGGAAUACCCAGGCCACGUCCCAAUACUCUAUAAAUUCUCCCUUGCUCACUUGGGUAUCUAAGCUUCGCAAUGACUGAACAGAUAUAGAUAGUGAAAGCAGUAUGGUGGAACCGGAAAUGUCAUUGUUUCUGCCACAUUACUUUCACCUGUUUUUAGUCAUUGUGGAUUGUUGAUUUCUUGAAGGGAGCAUUUUAAGAUGAUUUGGACACUGCCAUGGUCAAGAAUUGAAUUAUAAGCUAUGAAAAAUACAGUAAACACACAUGCACACAUAGAUCUCCCUCCCACCUCGUGCCUAACAAGAUGAUCUAAUGAGAUGCUGUGUGUUUGUGUGUCAUAAUGGGGUGUUACUUGCUGUUUAACAAAAGAAGCGGUUGAAAAUUGUGAUGCAACAGGACCUACUGAUGUGAUAUCUACAGUACGAGAAGUAAAACUUUGUAGAGUUUUUGUUCUUAAAUCACUAAAAUGUCCACUUUGGAUCAAACUUUGAA
Messenger RNA from Coregonus clupeaformis (lake whitefish), 1828 nucleotides. RefSeq names its product aminoacyl tRNA synthase complex-interacting multifunctional protein 2. Gene Ontology annotation, cellular component: aminoacyl-tRNA synthetase multienzyme complex. NCBI's taxonomy places the organism in Eukaryota, Metazoa, Chordata, Actinopteri, Salmoniformes, Salmonidae. Bases 136 to 1101 code for a protein of 321 amino acids. The transcript has 4 exons. The record is from RefSeq and is a predicted model, not a curated record.